AUGUCGAAACCAAAUCCAUUCCUCAAUCUUUUCCGGCGAUACUACUCACAGCCCGCAUCGGCAUUCUUCCGCACCGCCCACGCCCGUCCCCCACCCACGCGACCCCAAUGUCCGCACACACGCAUCCUCUUCCUCCGCUCACAAAGUCGCCGAGUGGGCGGCGGCCCCGGCCUGGACCCAAGUUUCGUCUCGAUUCUCGACCGGCCGGCGAAGAUGGCGCGAGUAGGAAAACAACAUGGGCCCGGCCUAAUCAUCCUCGCGAUAAUCCCCGUCACAGCCUUCAUACUAGGAUGCUGGCAAGUGCAGCGUCUGGGCUGGAAAACCGAAUUAGUCGCCCGCUUUGAAGAUAGAUUGACCUUCCCGCCUCUCGAACUCCCGCUGCGAAUCGACCCGGCUGCAAUUCAGGAUUUUGACUAUCGCAGGGUCUAUGCGAGGGGCGUGUUGAGACAUGAUCAGGAAAUGUUGAUUGGGCCGCGGAUUUUGGAUGGCGAAGAGGGGUACACGGUUGUUACGCCGCUCGAACGGCGGGAUGCGCGCGGCAAUGUGCAUAAGAUAUUGGCGUGUAGGGGGUGGAUCAAGAAGGACGCUGCGCCGCAGUGGUUUCGCAAGAAGAAUGGGGCGUUGCCUGAGGGUGAGGUUACGAUUGAGGGCUUGUUGAGGAUACCGCCCAAGGGCAACAUGUUUACGCCGAAAAACGAGCCGGAAAAGGGAAAGUGGUUCUUUCCCAGUGUCGAGGAGAUGGCCGAGUAUAGCGGGAGUCAGGCUGUGUGGGUGGAGGAGACGAUGACGCCUGAUUUGCUCACAAAUUAUGAACGUGAACCCAAGGGCGUACCGAUUGGUAGGGCGCCCACCGUGAACCUACGAAACAACCACACGCAGUACAUCUUCACAUGGUACGCGCUCAGUUUCGCGACCUCAGUCAUGUUUUGGAUGGUCGUCAAGAAGCCCAUGUCGGGCACCCAACGGAGAGUACGCCACAGCGUUGAUUGGUCGUGA
Molecule: messenger RNA, 996 nt
Organism: Alternaria incomplexa
Lineage: Eukaryota; Fungi; Ascomycota; Dothideomycetes; Pleosporales; Pleosporaceae
Exons: 3
Coding region: 1-996 (331 amino acids)
Biological process (GO): mitochondrial respiratory chain complex IV assembly
Cellular component (GO): mitochondrion; membrane
Source: RefSeq, a predicted model, not a curated record